UACUCCAAUGCAAUCAUUUGAAGGACAAGAAGUAGUUUGUAACUUUGUAUCAUAUUUUUUUACUUUUGAAGUUUGGUUUCAUUACCCUGUCUUGCAUUCUGACAACAACAACAGAUAGUUAGGUGUCUGGUCCAGCGUGCACAGCUGUGAAUCCCUGAAGAUGGGUGUACCAAAAUUCUAUCGCUGGCUCAGCGAGCGAUUUCCUUUGUUGAGCCAAGUUGUGAAGGAACACCAGAUUCCAGAAUUCGACAAUCUCUAUCUAGACAUGAACGGAAUCGUCCACGUAUGUUCACAUCCAAACGAUGACGAUCCACAUUUUCGUAUCACCGAGGAGAAGAUAUUUGAAGCCAUAUUUCACUAUAUCGAGUUUCUGUUCCGCAUCAUCAAACCUAGAGAGGUGUUCUUCAUGGCUAUCGACGGGGUAGCACCACGUGCCAAGAUGAACCAGCAGCGCGGACGUCGCUUUAGGUCCGCUCACGAAGCUGCCACGCUGGAGGAGGAGGCGCGGAAGAAAGGAGAGAAGCUUCCCGAUGCUGCCCGGUUCGACUCUAACUGCAUCACACCAGGAACGCCGUUCAUGGUUCGCCUGCAGGACCAGCUGAAGUACUUCAUCAGCAAGAAGAUCUCCACCGACCGCAUCUGGAAGAAAGUCCGCGUCGUCCUGUCCGGACAUGAGGUGCCAGGAGAGGGCGAACACAAGAUCAUGGACUUCAUCCGGCACGAGAAGUCGCAGCCGGGCUACAAUCCCAACACUCGGCACUGCUUGUACGGCCUCGACGCCGACCUGAUGAUGUUGGGCCUGGCGUCACACGAGCCUCACUUUGCCUUGCUGCGUGAAGAGGUGGUGUUUGGGAGGAAAGCACAGCGAAGGUCCACCACUGCCGAAGAGACCACGUUUCAUCUACUGCAUCUCUCGUUACUACGCGAGUACUUGUACAACGAGUUUAAGGAGGUUAAGGAUAAGCUUGACUUUGAGUUUGAUCUUGAGCGCAUCAUUGACGACUGGAUUCUGAUGGGCUUUCUGGUUGGCAAUGACUUCAUACCUCACCUGCCUUACAUGCACAUCAAUGAGGAUGCAUUGCCAGUCCUGUGGAAUAUCUACAUUGAGAUCCUGCCGCAGCUUACUGACUACUUGCACUUGAAUGGCACCAUCAACCUGCACAUCUUCAAGACUUUCCUAGAAGCACUAUCCAAGUGGCAGUUUGACUAUUUUCAGGAGCAGUUGGACGACGACGAGUACUUGAAGCACAAGCAAUCCGAGGGCGGAUUUAAAAGCAAGCGUGUGGAGGAGAAGAAAGCCCAACGACGUAAACAUCGUGCGCGAGAGGUUGAGCAGUUCUCAGACGAGGAAGCUCCCAGUGGUACAAACUCAUCAGCAGCACUGCUUGAUGCCGACGCUCUGGAUGACUUUGAGCCUGGGGCACCAAUUGGUAACAGCGCAGCUCCUACCCAAGACGCUGAUGAAACGGCGUCCGAUGGCACUGAGGGAGCGGUGGCGGCAGGACCGUCAUCUGCUGCCAUCGCCGUUUUUGAUAAGAAGCGUCGGGACUACUACAGUGAGAAGCUGUAUGAAUCGGAGCAGGCCAUUACAAAGGAACAACUGCAUGAGAUGUGUCAGCAUUACAUUCGCGGCAUCCAGUGGAUUCUGUUGUACUAUUACCAUGGCGUGCCCUCGUGGAGUUGGUACUUUCCCUAUCACUAUUCCCCCUUUCUUCACGAUGUUGUGGAGAACGAGAUCACCGAGACCGAUGUCAGCUUUGAGUUGGGCACUCCGUUCUUGCCAUUCCAGCAGUUGCUUGCCGUGCUACCGUCGCUCAGUAAGGAGCUGCUGCCGGAAGCAUUCCAGUAUCUGAUGACAUCUCCCAGCUCGGAAAUCAUUGAGUUCUACCCGGUCAAGUUCAAGUCUGAUCUCAACGGGAAGAAGCAAGACUGGGAAGCCGUGGUACUUAUUCCAUUCAUUGACCAGGACCGACUUGUUGCCGCAAUGUCUUCCCGUGAGGAGCUGCUGGAGUCGGAAGAGAAACGCCGCAAUCGCCAUGGCAAGUGUUUUGUCUACACGUAUGACAAGUCGAUCAGCUUCACGUACGCUUCACCUCAGCAGCUGCACCCACCCAUCAAGCACUGCACGGCAAAAGAGGAGAAGUUACCAGCGAAUUCCUUUUCCACAGACCCAGAUAACCUUAUCUUUGGCUUGUGCGAUGGUGUAAUGUUGGACGUGGUGUCACCUGGCUUUCCAACUCUGAAGCAUCUUCCCCAUCGUACGGCGUUGACCAAGGCCGGCGUGCGCAUCUUCCAGCAAGCCAGCCGUAACUCUAACAUGAUUGUUCAUCUCUGCAUGUCUGAUGAAGGAGCGACCGUGGAGGUUGCCGCCAAGGAGCUGAUUGGCAAGAAUGUGUUUGUCAACUUUCCAUUCCUGGUGGAAGCACAGGUCAUCUCUGUCAUGUCUGAUGCUGAAAUAUGCUCUGAAUUGACAGCGGACGGCCAGGCUGUGAUCAAGGAGCAGAGCGGCGAAGGAAACUCCAAGUUCUUCCGUGAUGUCGACGUCCUGACCGAAGAGUACUCAUCUCGUAAAGGCUUGGAAGUAGGCGUCACUGAUGUGUUGCUCUGUGUGAACGUUUGUGAAGGAGAACGAUUCGUUUGUGACAGCAAGACUGGUAAGAUUAGCCUGGAGAAGCAAUGGUCGAAGCAUCCAUCACCCAUCUGUUAUCAAACCAUCGUGAAGGAUAUUCCAACGUUGCGUCAAGCCCGUGCAGCAGCCAGUGCUGCUAAUGCGAUCACCACUGAGGAUAUUGAGGAAGUGGAUUCCGCUGGCGGUAGUGUCGCGGCUGCAUCCGACGACGGCGUUCUGUUGCCCACGUUGAACGAGCUGUUCCCCAUGGGUGCCAAGUGCUUUGUGCUGUCUGGUCGCUACUACGGAGCAGCCGGAAAGAUUGAGAAUGUGGAGCUGAACAAGCAGGUUCGCAUUCAUGUCCAGGUAGAGCAGCAUGAGGAGCCCAGCCUGCUGAGUGCCAUCCGCUCACACAAGGAGCGUGCUGAGGUGUAUGUCCCUCUGAAUGCGGUCGCCCGUGAGGCCGGAAUCUCGACGGGGCUCCUGGCGCGCAUCGUCUCCAGUCUCAAGGUAGAGCGACCGCAACCUGGAGGGUCUAUACACAAGUUUGAUGUUGGCCUGCAGCUGAAGUCCACUAACAAAGGAACUGAGCUUGUUGGGUUUGCGCGUGGCUAUCUUGACGCCACCACCAAGAAGUGGAGGACGUGGGAGCUCUCCCCGCUCGCCGUGUCCAUUGUGAAGGACUACGUGAAGAAGUUUCCGACUAUGUUUCAACGCCUGGAGAAGAUGACGCGCAACGACGACUUCCAAGAAAAGGACGUCUUUGGUGAAGUCGACUCUGCUAUGCAGGUAGAGGUGCUAACGUUCCUUCGUCAGGUGGCAAGUGCCAGUGGUGAACAGUUGCAGUGUGGCAGCUGUACGUUGGAUGCCAGUCACAUCGAGGAUAUCGACAGAGCAGUGCAGCAGGCCAAGGCUGUGGCGAAGAGCAAGAAACGCAAGAUUCUGCGCAUGCAAGUGCGGCCGAACGCGCUGUUUAUGCCACCAGAGUAUUUCAACAACUUGCGACCCGAUCCCGAAGCAGAGUUCCACCUCUGGGAUCGCGUCGUUAACGUGCGCUCAUCCGGAGCUGUGCCGCUUGGCUGUCGUGGCACAGUUGUUGGAAUCUAUGAGCCGCUGGGUAGCCUGAAGGAAGAAGAGCAUGAAAUGGUGUAUGAAGUCUUCUUCGAUGAGGAGUUCCAUGGCGGUUUGAAACUGCGAUCGUCGGGUAAGCGGUGUUACCGCAUGAUGGCUGCCUCGCUGAUCAGCCUCAGCCACGGGCAGCGUACCUUCUCAAACUCCAAGCAGGCUACGGCUGCCGCCACAGCCUCCGAUGAGACCAUGCAAGCUGCAUUGUCUUCCGCACGCGCCUCGGCCGAGCGCAAGGCCGCGCUGAAAGCGCCGCAGCCAUACGACCGCCGUCAGCAGACUCCUACGCGCCGCUUAUAUAACCCCAUGCAGCAGCAGCCAAGGGGACCAUCCAGCGCCAUCAAUCAUUCGGCGUUCGUUGGCCGCACGGCUGCGUCUGUAGUGGGCGGCGGCGGUGCUGGUGCUGGCGGAGGUCGUCCUGGCAACGAUCGCUUCUCCACGCCUGUGGGCGUGCGCCAGCUGCAGCCCAAGAGCGCCGCAUCGGCCCCCGCUCAGAUUCUCACCGGCGCCAGUCAGCGUCAUCACCCAGCCGCUGCUCAGAAUCCUGCUAGCCCCAUACUGUCCGGAACAGGCAAUGCCAAGACUCAAUCGCGCAGUCGCAGCGAUGCCAAGUCCACACAAGGAUCUGUCAGCAGCACUUCAGCUGCCGUGAGCAGUAGCACGAAAACAACAACCACCAGCACCAGCAGCGCAGUACCGUUACUGCCCUCCUCCCAGGAGUCAUCUACUGGUCAGCCACUGCUGUCCGAGUUGGAGAGUUCGUUGAAGACGAUGUUGAAUAUUGGUGGAGCUACGACCGUCGCAACGGAUGGUGCUAGUAAAACUCCAAGCAAAUCAGCACCAACUGUGAAGACAGUGGUAGUAGAGGCACCCGUGUCACAAAUACCGACAUCCAAAACCGGAGGCGCCUCACACGUGGGUUUGCUACGUUUGCACUGCAAGACCAAAAAGCUGGGAGUUCCCACGUACGAGAUCUCCCAUCUGCACUCGAAAUACACAGCCAUGCUGAACAUCGAACAGAUGUGGUUCGAGGGCGAUCCCGCGCUCAGCCAGGCCAAGGCCUGCGAAUCGGCGGCCGGCAAGGCUCUAUCAUCCCUGCAUGUGGGUGACCUGUCUGCGGAAACCAACACUUCCACAGUCCCACAGCCGCAGGCCCAACAGCAACAGCCCGCACAGUCUAUUCCUGCGUCAACGUCCGCUCCCACGCCAACCGCAGCAGUGCCAGUAGCACCGUCAGUCGUGACGCCAGCAACAGUCCUUCAUCCACUGCUAGCCACAGCAACAGCAAUGGCACCUGUGUCUAGCACACCGCCAGCGACGUCACCAUCAUCGGAGGUGUCAACAAUGUCAGCAGCGGAGGCAUCACCAGCAGUAGCACCCGCACCAGCGGCAGCUCUGAUGCCUGCUCUACUACAGCAACUGAACCAUGCAGCUAUGCAGACACCGAGUGGCAAGCUAGGCCCGGAGUCCACGGCUGCGGGGUCCACGUCGUGGGACACUGGACCGUUUGCCACCCUGUUUGGUCAGCCGCAAACCCCAGCCAGUCAUCACAGUCCUGCUGUGCCUAGUAGUCCACAUCCACAGCACCCGGUGCAAGGACAACAGCACUAUCCACAGCAGCAUGAACAGCAGCCACAGCACCAGCACCCACCGCAACAGCCACAGCCGUUUCCACAACAGUCUCCCCAGCACUUUCACCACCAGCAGCAGCAGCAGCGCCAGCACCCACCACAGCAGUCACAGCCGUUUCCACAACAAUCCCCCCAGCACUAUCACCAGCAGCAGCAGCAGCAGCAUCCGCAGCAGCAACCUCGUGCUGUGCCCUCAAUGCCAUUUCCAAUGGUGCUGAGUGGCCUAUCACCGGCUGCUGCCCCUCGUCCCGUGACUGCUCCCCAUCCCGGUUACUAUGCAGCGGGCUCUCCGUACGGCCACCCGCCUGCUCCUGCCGUCAACCAGCCUCCGCAGCAACGUCCUCCCCCAGGACACGGGCCGGGGAUCCCGUUCCCUGCUGCGCCCAUGCAGGUCAAUCCCGCCCUGCCCCGUCCGCAGGCACCGCCGCCAGGUGCUGCUGCAUAUCAUCAUCAGCCGCCACCACCGCAACAGUAUCAGCCGCCACCACAACAGCAGCAUCAGCCGCCGCCCCAACAGCAUCACCACCAGCAGCAGCAGCAUCAGCCGCCGCCACAACAGCAUCACCACCAGCAGCAGCAGCCGCCGCCACAACAGCAUCACCACCAGCAGCAGCAGCAAGCUACUGGAAGCAUGCCUCACAUGCUCAACGUCCUAAUGCAAUCUCAGGCGGCUGCCAGCCAGCAGCAGCAGCAACAGCAGGGCACUGGUCAUCAAGGAUCCACGCCUGCGCCCCCGUCCGCCGCAGCACGACCUCUGUUCGUUCCUCACCAGGUCCUCAUGAAGCCCCAGCCGACACAAGCAGCUAAGAAGCAAUAGGCAGCCGACACAAGCAGCUAAGAAGCAAUAGGCAGCAGACACAAGCACAUGCUUAUCUUCACUGUGUUAGUAAAGGCAUCCUGCAUGCCCCGGGACAUGCAUGUAGUCUCGUGCACAACGCCGGCUUACAUCAUGCACAGCACAAGAUUCCCUCAUGCAUAACAUGUACUUACCUCAUUCAUAGCGCAAGCUUCCCUCAUGCACAACACUGGCGUAUGCCAUACAUCAUGCAUAGCACAAGACUACUACAUCAUGCAUACCGCCGGCUUACUUCAUGCAUACCACCGGUUUACCUCGUGCAUAGCACAAGAUUCCCUCAUGCAUAACAUUGACUUACCUCAUGCAUAGCACUAGCUUACAUCAUGCAUAACACUGGCUCGUGCCAUACAUACUGCUAGCUUAUUUCAUCAUAAUUAUUUAUACAUUCCUCAUGCAUAAUAUGCAUAUGCUCUCAUUGCUUGUACCUGUACCACUAUGAUUUUCCGCAUACAUGUGCUUUGACCGUGCGAGUGUUGUGAACAGCUAGAUCUGUGCAGCUAGCCGAAUACAGUACACGUAUAUCCUAGAUAGAGUAUGUGUGUCGCCUCCUGUUCAUUUUGCAAUUAUUUGGAGGACACUGAAAUCACGAGUCGUUCGAGUUGAUGGUAGACUUCAGUGAUUGGUGAUUUUUUAAAUAAUUAUUAUCAUGUCAAUGUUUUUGUUUUGCACUGGUGAUAAAAUAUUUGGAACGAUUUUUGUUGGUAUAGCACGGCGUCUAAUAAUUAUCCACACCUUGUUUUCUUGUUGUUGCAUUUUUGCGGGUCAAAAGUGAACAUGUGCACUAGCUUGCCACUGCAUUGCUUCGAGCUCGUACUUGACUGCUCGACCGUGGGCAUUGCAUUUGCAGUGGUGGCGGUGGAGCACACUGCACGGCUAGCCCACUGUACCGCCAUGCUUGGUCUAGUGAAGCCACUAUUUUCCUACUGUUCCUCACUACAUGCCUGGUCAUAUUCGCUGUUCAUCACACUCUUUGUUCGGGCAAAUCAUUUCGUAUCCUAUCCGUGUGUCCUGCGCCCUUUUGAUAUGUUUUCCUCCUCUAUAAUAUGCACACAUAAUUAUUUCUGUUGCCUCUGCUUCCCCCUUCUGUCUUCUUCCAGCUCUGUAGGUAUGCAGAUGUGAAAUCUGCCUUCACUGUGGCCCUGUAGUUGUAGAAGAAGUUUAGCAAGCUA
Sycon ciliatum is the source of this 7389-nucleotide messenger RNA. RefSeq names its product 5'-3' exoribonuclease 1-like. The transcript has 41 exons. NCBI's taxonomy places the organism in Eukaryota, Metazoa, Porifera, Calcarea, Leucosolenida, Sycettidae. Gene Ontology annotation, molecular function: exonuclease activity; nucleic acid binding. The coding region runs from base 161 to 6181 and encodes 2006 amino acids. The record is from RefSeq and is a predicted model, not a curated record.